This is a messenger RNA of Etheostoma spectabile (orangethroat darter), 1172 nucleotides long. RefSeq lists its product as uncharacterized. The coding region runs from base 91 to 780 and encodes 229 amino acids. The record is from RefSeq and is a predicted model, not a curated record. The transcript has 3 exons. Lineage: Eukaryota; Metazoa; Chordata; Actinopteri; Perciformes; Percidae.
GCUGUCAGAGUGCCUGCAAGAGGAUUCAAGAGUGGCAAGUGUGUUCAGUAAUUGCAUUGCCAUGAAGUUUGUGCUGAUGUGACUGCAGGGAUGUCUGUACCAUUGGUGAUUUUCCUCAGUGCCGUUGUGCUUCACUCUGUGUCCGCUGGAGGUGUGUAUUGUGCUAAAACAGCCAGAGCCCGAGCAGCUGCCCUGGGUUUGAAUUAUCCUGGAGUCCAUGGAGCCCCGGAUCUCUAUGGACCAACUCACCAUGGGAUGCCCCCUAGCAUGAUGCCGUUCAGACCUCAACCAUACAACAAUUAUCCACAAUUGGUUAGGACUGACUCAAAUAUGGUCCCCUACAGACAGAGUCCACCAGACGUGAGAUCCCUCUAUUACAGAACACAUAAACAAGCUCACCCCAGGAGUUGGCAUCGCACUUAUAGUUCAGUUCAAAGUGACUACACUCCCAACAAAGUGCUUGGCCUUCCCAGAGGAUGGUCAGAUAUUAACCGCAAGAAUAAUUUUGAGGUCAAGCAUGUUGCCCCUCUAACUCAGGCUAAAGCCCCAGGCCAGCCUGAGCUUGUGGAUUGGCCACCUAAAGUUCAAAAUGAGCAUGACUUUGGUGUUGACGAGUCUGUGCCAAAUAGACAUGGCAUGUUUCUGAAUGGGAUGCCCCAAAGCAGGGCUCAUGUCGCUUACCAGAGGGGUCUAACUGGAUAUGGCCUGGGAAGAGGAGCUCCUGCCCUUGGUUCAUCUGGCAUGAUCAACAAAGGUCAUGUCCGAGCGAUGAGAAGCUGAAUCCUUCUGUUGGUAGACCAAAAAAUAUUCGGUUCCCUCUCCAUCUUCCUCAGCCCCUGGACAGAUGCCGUGGUGUCAAACUGAGGCGUCAGCAUUUUCAAGGUAUCUCUGUUCAAAGAUCUGUGAUUGAAAGCUAUAUCAGGUUUAGUUCUGUGUCAAAUAGUGUCCCUGUGAAGAGUUCUGAAAGUUAACAGGCAAGCAUUUUGUGAAGGAAAAGGCAAUGUGAUUUAAAAAAAAAAAAAAAAUUGUUUUUCUCUUAACCUUUUACUGAAACAAGUAAUGUCCAUCUUAUUGCUGUAAAAGCUCAUGUAUUACUUCCUCACCUGUAGCUCUGAAACAUGUCAAACCGCACAUUGUCUCUUGAAAAUAAAAUUGCUAAUGGUUAUUUCUCA